AUGUCGCGUUAUAUUCUACCUAUUAUACCUAGAAUAUUUUCUGCCGUAGAGACCAGCAAUUUCCUCUUUAAAAGAAUACCUAAUGGUCUCUUAACACGUAAUUUUACACUCCACUUUGUAAAAAAAGCUGCAGCAAAAGAAUUGCAGAUAGACUUGAGCGAUCUUAAUAGAAUGAAAUUUAUAUCAAAACAUUAUGUUCCUAAAGAGGGUGAAGUAUUGGACUUUCUCAACAGAUAUCAUAUAUUUCCUAAACCUGGUAACAACGUUGAGUUGAGACGAAUCAAAUGUCCUAAGUGUCGCCCAAAAAAAAUCAACUAUUAUUCUGCUACUAUUAAUUUGAAAAGUGGUGCUUAUAGUUGCCAAGCUUGCAUGAGAAAGGGUAAUUGGGGUGAAUAUGUACAACUGAUAUCAAAAACUGAUUCGUUUCAAAUCAUCAACGCAACAAACUUGGGUUUGGGUCGUUCUUCCCUUUCACGGCCUCAGAAUGAAAUUGAAGAAUUUUCAAAUGCCUUACUAAAUAAUCCAGAAAUAAUUGAAAAUUUUACCAAAGAUCAUGGUAUAACUUUAGGUACUCUUCAGGCAUAUAAAGUAGGAAUUGCAGAAUAUCAUAAUAUAAAUCCAGCUUCAAAUAUUUCCGGUAAGACUGGAAGUACUCAGAAAAUUGAGAAUAAGGAAAUGUGCUUUACAUUUCCGCGCACAGCACCAUUUUUUGAUGACUCGAAAGAAGAAGGUUUUUUAGAUUCGAAGAUUACGCGAAUUAAAGCCUGUUCAAUAAAAAAUGAAGAAUUAGUCGCGUUUGAUCCACCAUCGUUCGUAGGAGGUCUUUUUGGAUAUCAUUUGGCAAAGUUAGAAUGUGAUUCCAUUAUUUUGGCGGGAAACGAAUUUGAUGCAAUGGCUGUCUAUCAAGAAACUAAUAUACCAACGACAUGUCUUCCUAACAAUGUAUAUCAGUUACCUUUAGAAGUUCUUCCUUUAUUUGAGCGUUUUUCAAACAUUUACAUUUGGCUUGAUGAUGAUGUAGAAGGCCAAGGAGCGGCUGAAAAAUUUGCACAAAAGCUAGGAAUUGACCGAUGUAUGAUCGUAAAUACGCGGUGUGGACGAUUAAACGGACCGAUUAAUGCGAGCCAAGCGUUAGCAACUGGCCAAAGGUUAUCAGAUAUUCUUAAGAAAUCGAAACCUUUACAACAUGAUCAGAUUAUAGAUUUUGAAAACAUUAAAGAAGCAGUAUAUCGUGAAAUUGCUAAUCCAGACCAAGUUUGUGGAGUGUUAUCAAAGGAUCUUCCAGGAUUGAAUAAAAUCCUUAAAGGGCAUCGACCUGGUGAAAUCACUAUAUUUACCGGACCAACAGGAAUUAGUACAUUGUGGGGUAGUUUUGAAAUACCAAAUGUACGUUUGGCAAAAAAGAUGUUGCAACAAUUCGCUGGAAAAGAUUUAACAAAACAUCCAGAGGAGUUUGCUGAUCUUGCAGAAAAAUUUCAACAACUUCCAAUGUAUUUUCUUAAAUUUUAUGGAAGUACUGAAAUCUCAACAAUAAUUGAUGCUAUGGAUCAUGCGAUUCAUGCUUUCGAUGUUCGACAUAUUGUUAUUGAUAAUCUACAAUUUAUGACCGCAGAUCAAGGAAGGUACAUUGAUCGUUGGGAGUUACAUGAUCGAAUAUUAUCAUCAUUACGAAGAGUUGCUACUGAAAAAAAUGUUCAUAUUACUAUUGUUGUUCAUCCAAGAAAGGAUGAUAAAGAAUUGUUGGAUGUCAGCUCUAUAUUUGGAACGGCUAAAGUAACACAAGAAGCCGAUAAUGUUAUAAUCCUUCAGCGAUUAGAAACUGAUAACGGUGAAAUGAGAUUAUUGGAUAUUAGAAAGAACAGAUUUGAUGGAACCCUUGCUGCCAUCCCAAUAGAAUUUGAACCAGAAUCUUUAAAAAUCAGACAAGCUCGAUCAACAAAAAGUUGA
Molecule: messenger RNA, 1947 nt
Organism: Rhizophagus irregularis DAOM 181602=DAOM 197198
Lineage: Eukaryota; Fungi; Glomeromycota; Glomeromycetes; Glomerales; Glomeraceae
Source: RefSeq, a predicted model, not a curated record